Molecule: messenger RNA, 510 nt
Organism: Microsporum canis CBS 113480
Lineage: Eukaryota; Fungi; Ascomycota; Eurotiomycetes; Onygenales; Arthrodermataceae
Exons: 4
Coding region: 1-510 (169 amino acids)
Source: RefSeq, a predicted model, not a curated record
AUGUCAGGCCAUCAUCCACCGCUGCAUUCCUUACUUAUACGGGGUAUUCCUCCCACCCUUAACCUGAUGUCUCCGGGUUUAUGUAACAAGACUCCAGGUUCAGGUUGGAGGACCUUGAUCGAACAGUGUAAGACAGCUAGAAAUCUGGGGUAUAUCAUCGAUGAAGGGGCCCCUGGCUUUUCCCCUAGGGUUGCGGCCAGGGGAUCUAGUCGGAUCGUCAGAGGCGUCGGCAUUGUUUAUAAAUUCGAUACCGGUGCCUCUGCGAUUAUUUCGUCAAUGUGCCGGCUCACGGGUACGAGAGACGGUAUAUACAGGAUCGUAAUGACCCUCACACCCAGUCUCUUUUAUCUCGACCAACUCCCCCAUACCUUUAAUUCCAUCGAAGAGUUUAAUGAUCCUGCUCUAGUCAGGCCACUUGUAACAAAAUCCAUAUCCAGAAUAAGACCCGGAAGCGGGAUUUGGGGUCAUGAAGGAAUGCUUCUCGCCCAGAAGGAUUCAGAUUGCCAUUAA